This is a messenger RNA of Micropterus dolomieu (smallmouth bass), 1685 nucleotides long. RefSeq names its product protein ALP1-like. Bases 85 to 1425 code for a protein of 446 amino acids. NCBI's taxonomy places the organism in Eukaryota, Metazoa, Chordata, Actinopteri, Centrarchiformes, Centrarchidae. The transcript is spliced from 4 exons. The record is from RefSeq and is a predicted model, not a curated record.
AGCAUACGCUGAAAAGACAAUAGCUGCAACAACACCUGAGCUGCUUGCUAUCAUGCUAAACGUUACUUUCAUCUCCAUAAAUUAAUGUCUUGCGUGCUUCCGGUUGAACUUUUCAAAAUGGAAGAAGAGGAGCAGCUGCGGUCUUUCAUGUUCCUCAUGACAUACAUGCUGCUGAAGCGCAGGAGGGACAUUAACAACGCGAACAUUCAGAGGCGCAAUGAGAUCCAAAGACGCAUCAGACACCGGCAGUACUUCUUCCAAAGACAGCGAAGGAUGCUCAUGAUGAUGAUAGCAGGAGGGAUCCGCUCCAACGUCCGCAUCCGCACACGUCCCUGGACCACCACUCCAAGCACUGAUUGGUGGGAGCGGGUGGUGAUGACAGAAUUCCAGCCGUCUGAUUGGCUGGAUAAGUUCCGCAUGAGCAGGGAGACAUUCUUUUACCUGUGUGACAAGCUGAGGCCCCGUCUGGCUCGGCAGGACACCAGCUUCCGCCUGGCGCUGCCGGUGGAGAAACGUGUAGCAGUGGCUCUGUGGCGUCUGGCGUCGAACAUUGAAUACCGCACCAUCAGCUCCCUGUUUGGUGUGGGGAAGUCCACCGUGUGCAGGUGUGUUAGAGACAUGUGUCACGCCAUCGUGGCGCUCCUCAGCUCCAUCUACCUGCGGCCCCCCAAUGAGCAGGAGCUGGAGGAUUCAGCCCAGCUCUUCCUGUCUCAUUGGGGCUUCCCUCACUGCGUUGCUGCCAUAACAACACUCCACACAGCUAUCAUCACCCCAUCAAACAACGCGUCUGACUAUGCCAACGCGUCUGGCUGGCUCUCAGUGAUGUCUCAGGUGGCUGUUAGUGGCCGGGGGCUGUUCUGGGAUGUAUGCGCCAGUUUCCCAGGUGGCACGGACCCAGCUGACAUCUUACAGAACUCAUCGCUGUGGGCUACCGCUGCAGAGGGUGGACUGUCGCCUGCUCUGUCGCCUGUCUUCAUGGGAAAACCUCUCAGGUAUGUGCUGCUGGGGGAGGCCUGCUACCCUCUGCAGAGCUGGCUAAUGAAGGCCUAUCCUGUGGAAAAGGGUAGGAGGGUAAGCCACACAGCUCUGACAGAGCCACAGCGGAUCUUUAAUCGGCGGCUCACCAGAGCACUGCGGGUGCCUGAGGAGGCGCUGCUGAGGUUGAGGGGACGCUGGCAGUGUCUGAGCAAGAGGAACGACUGUGGACUGGAUGUGGUGCCCACUAUGAUUCUAGCUUGCUGCAUCCUGCACAACAUGUGCGAGGCCCAUAGUGACGCCUUCCAGGCAGAGUGGCAGAUGGAGGUGGCCGAGGCAGAAAGCCCUCAGCCCAGCCACAAGCAGCUCCUCUCAACCAGCAUCGACCAAAGUCAUGCUGAGGAGGUCCGACACCUCUUCUGUGACUAUUUUGAACAGCAGAGUAAUUGAAAAAGCUUCCUACACAUAAAGACUAAUGUUUUUGAGAGCUUGGAAACAUUUGUACAUAUACUACUACAUAUUUAGUAUGUUUUUGGCCUCACUAGGUUGUACAGUAUGGAUGGUGAUGUUGGUGCAGUAGUUGUUGUCAUGCCUAUUUAUGCUAACUGUAAACAGGCAUGUUAAAUGUGGCAAUUAGUGAUGUGCGGAUCAAUACUAAAGUAUCGAUAUUUCUGAUACCAACAUUUCCUGCUCUACGGUCGAUACUCAUA